GACGGGGCCGGGUCGAGGCCGAGGUCGAGGCCACCAUGGUCGUGCGCCUCGUCCUCCCAGCCACGCUUUGCCGGCGCGGCGUGUGUCGUCUCAGCACGCGGCUUUUCGGGAGCGGCAACACGCGCAACGUCGGCAUCAUCGCCCACAUCGACGCCGGAAAGACGACCACUACCGAGCGGAUGCUCCUGCUGGCCGGCGCGGUGCACGCUGCGGGCGAGGUGGACUCUGGCGACACGGUCACCGACUUCUUGGAGCAGGAGCGCGAGCGCGGCAUCACCAUCCAGUCCGCCGCCACCUCGUUCGGCUGGCGCGGCGCCGCCGUCUCGCUGAUCGACACGCCGGGCCACAUCGACUUCACGGUCGAGGUGGAGCGGGCGGUGCGGGUGCUGGACGGUGCCGUCCUCAUCGUGGACGCGGUCGCCGGCGCGCAGGCGCAGACGGAGACGGUCUGGAGACAGGCUCGCCGGCAUGGGGUGCCGGCUGUCGCGUUUGUCAACAAGAUGGACCGAGAGGGCGCCGACUGGGAGUCCGCCGCCUCCUCGCUCGCCACACGGCUGCAGCUGCGUCCGCUGCGGCUGCAGCUGCCGCUGUACGAGCCCGCCGGCACGGCGGACGGCGCGCAGCACUUCGUCGGGGCCGUCGACCUCGUCUCGGGCGUCGCGAUGCGCUGGCGGCCUCGGGGAGCGCAGCUCGGGACGGGGUCGCGCUCAGAGGUCUGUGAUCUGGAGCUGACUGCUGCCGCGGCUGCGGCGUGUGAGGCUGCCUCCUCCGCCGGGCUCGCGCUGCUGCAGGCUGAGGGCGAGGCUGCCGUAUGCGAAGCGGCGGAGGAGGCGAGGGCGGCGCUGGUGGAGGAGGUUGCGGAGCUUGACCCAGACGGCGAGGUGGCGGACUUGUUCUUGGCCGAGGAGGCUGUCCCCGCCGCCACGCUCGCCGCCGCCAUCCGCCAGCUUGCCCUCUGCUCCGCUGCGGUGCCGACCCUCUGCGGUGCCUCCCUGCGCGGCGUUGGAGUCGAGCCGCUUCUCGACGCAGUCGCAGCCUACUUGCCGUCGGCCGAGGAGCGGCCCGCCCCUCUCCUCUCCCCCGAGGGCGGCGGCGGCGGGGAGGGCGGCGGCGGGGAGGGAGGCGGCGGGGAGGGAGGCGGCGGCGGGAGCGGCGCUGCAUCGGGCGUGCCGCUGGCGGCGGCGG
Molecule: messenger RNA, 1185 nt
Organism: Emiliania huxleyi CCMP1516
Lineage: Eukaryota; Haptophyta; Isochrysidales; Noelaerhabdaceae
Product: putative mitochondrial elongation factor
Exons: 9
Biological process (GO): mitochondrial translation; ribosome disassembly
Cellular component (GO): mitochondrion
Molecular function (GO): GTP binding; GTPase activity
Source: RefSeq, a predicted model, not a curated record